Folsomia candida is the source of this 1230-nucleotide messenger RNA. RefSeq lists its product as uncharacterized. The transcript has 4 exons. The coding region runs from base 134 to 988 and encodes 284 amino acids. The record is from RefSeq and is a predicted model, not a curated record. NCBI's taxonomy places the organism in Eukaryota, Metazoa, Arthropoda, Collembola, Entomobryomorpha, Isotomidae.
AAAAUGGGAAAAAUCUGCAACCCGACUUCAUAUUCACUUCACGUCCGGUCAGGUGUCCGAAUAAAAAAACUAUUCAUUAAUUCCAGAAUUAAUUUCUCAUUAAUCUCAUCUUAUUGUAAAUUAUACUACGAAAAUGGACACGUUUUCCUAUCCUGACAUGUACCCCAUGUUUAGGCAGGUUCGAGGAAAAAGUCUAUUUCCUCCCCAGCGAAAAAGAAACGGACAAAAUGAAAUCGUGUCCGGAGUCGUGACCCACCUGCAUAAAAAUCAAUUUGGGAUGGUUGGUGGCGAAAUAUUCUUCCACACGAGUGCUGUCGUCGGCCCUUCUCCAGUCAAUAUUGGUGACGACGUCGUCGUCGAAGUGGAACGUGUGGAGGCUGGAAUGCCGUUCAAUCUGAAUGCUGUCCAGGUCCAAAUAAUUGAUCGAAGCAUCAUUCCACUCGAACCGUGGCGUAUACGCCAUGGCACUCCACCCUGGGAGAUUCGACAACAACAAGGUCAACGUCAACGUCAACGUCAAGAUGGACGGGUACUCAGGUUAAAUGUCGAUCAGGACGAACCAGACUAUUUAAACGGACAGCGGUAUUACAGUUCAGCUAGAUCAGUUCAGGUGCCAUAUCUUGAUGACCCGAUAGAGGCAAUUGAAAAUUUCGGAUGGCAAUCAGCCUCUCCCUCGCCACAGCUGGGUCAGUUUUCUGACUACCCUACAUUUUUUUCUAAUCCACUGCACACUGGGUCACGGUUGGGGGCAAGUUCUACCAUGACAUCGGGACAAGCAAGGUCACUCGGUACUGGAGGUAAUCCUUCUUCUGGACAAAGGAGAUCAAUCAGUGCAAGAAUUGAUCGGAAUUCAGCUCGUCCAAUUAGUAACGCGGGGUCGGUUGACAUGCAAGGUCAUCAAGAAGACAAAAUGAGUAAGAAUCAAAAGCGCAAACGUAACAAACGGCGAAAUAAAAUGUUGAGGGCACUACAGGGAAAUAAUGCCUAGUUAAUUUGAUGACAGUUUAUAUUGGAUACUUGAAUACUUUAUUAACUUACAAAUCUAAUCGUUACAUAAAAAUUGAUAGUUAACAAUUAACUGUUAUUAUUAUUUAACUAAUUUAUACUUAAAAGUUAGCGUAACUAACUGUUAAGAUAUAUGACAUUAACAAUUAUUAUUUUAAUUUGUUCCUUGUUCACUUGGAUAAGUUUGUCUUGGUGAGAAAUAAAUUUGACCCUGAGUAUCUAAAC